AUGUCUGCGACGACUGUGAACACAACCAUGGAGUCCCGACUCCCUUCAACCACCUCUAAGGAUCUGCUCACCUUUGACGGGAUCCAGUUUGGUGAUUGGCGGGACGAUUUCCACAAGAAUGGGUUUGCCAUUGUCAAGGGUGCCGUCUCUCAGGAGCGUGCUCAAUAUUACCGACAAAAGCAGCUCCAAUGGCUCCAGUCAUUCGGUCUGGGAUUUGACCCCAAUGACAAAGCAACGUGGACCAGGGACCACUUACCCGUGAGCUUUAAGGGAGGAAUGUACUCUGCUUACGCAGCCACUCAUGAGAAAUUCGUUUGGGAGGCUCGAACAGAGCCCAACCUUAUUAAAACCUUCUCGGACCUGUGGGGCACAGAUGAGCUGCUCGUGUCUUUUGAUGGCAUGAACAUCACCUUGCCUCAGCAGAAAGACAUCGACUGGUCUCCCUGGCCGCAUGUUGACCAAAAUCAAGAGAGAAAGGGCAUGCAAUGUGUCCAAGGUCUUCUGAAUUUUGCUCCUAAUGGGCCCCAGGAUGGUGGGUUACUUUUAAUGAAAGGCUCGUCAAAGCUUUUUGAUACCUUUUUCGCGCACAAACGAGAGGGCUAUGCGCACGAGGAUGCACCGCCUGCGGAAGAGGAAUUCAGAGAUCUCUUCCUGUUUUCAGAGCAGGAUGUACAAUGGUAUAAAGACCAGGGCUGCGAGUUGAUCAAGACAUGCUUGGAGCCUGGUGAUCUUGUUCUCUGGGACAGUCGCACGAUGCAUUACGCUUGCCUUCCCCAGGGGGACAUUAUUCGAUCCGUGCAGUACGUCUGUAUGACCCCUCGAAAGUUCGCGAAGGAGGAGGACGUUAAGCUCAAGGGCGAGCUUUUCUGGGAUUAUGAAGGCACAACUCACUGGCCGCACUGCAGCAACAUUCAUAGACACGGUCCGCCCAUGAAAGAUGGAAAAAUUGAUCCGCUGAAUAGGAAAGAGCCAUUAGAGAAGCCAGUUCUGACUGACCGGGUUCUACAGCUUGCGGGAGCGAAGGACUAUUAA
This is a messenger RNA of Penicillium cataractarum, 1032 nucleotides long. RefSeq lists its product as uncharacterized. Bases 1 to 1032 code for a protein of 343 amino acids. The transcript has 4 exons. The record is from RefSeq and is a predicted model, not a curated record. Lineage: Eukaryota; Fungi; Ascomycota; Eurotiomycetes; Eurotiales; Aspergillaceae.